ACACAAACAAGACGAUAAUUCGGUAUUAUCGAGGGAGAAAUUUGUUAAAUCCAGAUCGGUUUCAGUCUCUGGUUUUCUCUGUAAUUGCCCAGCCAUGUCUGCUCUCUCCACUUCUCUCGUUUCUCUGAACAAUCCACGCUCUCAUUUCUUAUCCGGUUCUUCAUCGAAGCCGGUAGAUCAAUGCAUGUUGAGCACUGGAUCCUUUAAACUCUCUGGUAAUGUCAGAACUGCCGUGAAUAGAGGGACACUUACAGUCCGAGCUAGUGGGAAUGAUGGAAGACAAAGUAGUGCAAGUAUCUUCAUAGGUGGCUUUAUAUUAGGAGGAGUGGUUGUUGGAACACUUGGUUGUGUCUAUGCUCCUCAGAUAAGCAAAGCCCUAGCUGGAACUGACAGAAAAGAUUUGAUGAGGAAACUACCGAAGUUUAUUUAUGAUGAGGAGAAGGCCUUGGAGAAGACCCGCAAAAUUCUAACAGAGAAGAUUGCACAGCUGAAUUCUGCAAUAGAUGGUGUUUCCGCUCAGUUGCGGGCAGAUGAUGCUCCAAAUGGUGCUGCUGCUUCAGGUUCAGAAGGAGUUGAAGCUUCAAUAUGAAAAGAUAGUUGUUGAAAAUUCCGAGUAUAAAUGAUCAAGUUUACCAGUACUUAGCACCAGAGAAUAAUGUUUGUUGUUUUGUAUAAAUAUUUGUGCUUUUUUCUGUUAAUUCAAGGAAUUUUUGUCUGUUCUGAAACAACAUUAGGAGCCAGAGGAUCUCAAUUUUGCUGGAAUCCCGCCAUAUGAUGAAUGUAUUGGUUGUCUAUAGUGAAACAUGGCAUGAAUAAAGUUUUUCUCUCUGACUGUAUA
Messenger RNA from Carica papaya (papaya), 838 nucleotides. RefSeq lists its product as uncharacterized. The record is from RefSeq and is a predicted model, not a curated record. Gene Ontology annotation, cellular component: chloroplast thylakoid membrane; chloroplast inner membrane. NCBI's taxonomy places the organism in Eukaryota, Viridiplantae, Streptophyta, Magnoliopsida, Brassicales, Caricaceae.